CAGAAUUCCACACCCACCCUUGAUAAAUUUUUUCAUUCUCAAAUCUCACACGUACUGUACACCUUCUCCACCCACCCUACUUGUUUAUUUCUCUGACACACACUGCCUCAUUUUUAAUUCAACUUGAGUUACUAUAACGAACAACUAAUCACUCAACUUCCCACUUCGUCAAAACUUAAUUUUGCCUUUAUUUGACAACAUUUUUUUAUUGCACACCACAUGUUUGAUCUGUGUUCUCACAGACAAACACACAAACACACAAAAACAGAGUUUACAAAGUCAAACCAUAUCUUGAAUCUGUAGAGUUUUUUCGAAAAAUGGAUGCAGCUUUGCUUGGUGGUAGUGGUAGUGGUGAUGUUGAAGUAGCAUCAUCUGCUGCUGCCGUCAGAAUUGGCAGACCAAAGUUAGACCAUAAGCCUUUAUUCGAUCGAAGAACAGAUGCUAUUGCUCAUGGAUCACCCUAUCAAAAAGCUGCUGCUUUGGUUGAUCUCGCUGAAGACGGGAUAGGGAUACCCGAGGAGAUUCUUGACCAAUCAAGCUAUGGAAGCUCCUUAAAGUCAUACUUAAUAUUUAUACGAUUUGAUUUCCUUUGGUCGCUCAACUACUUUGCUUUAAUCCUCCUGAAUUUCUUGGAGAAACCUUUGUGGUGUUCUGAGGUUUGCAGUAAUAGGGAAUACUACUUUCUAGGACAGCUACCGUACCUGACUAGUGCCGAGAGUCUCAUUUUUGAGGGAGUAACUCUUUUGAUUCUCUUUAUACAUAUUCUCUUUCCAAUGACGUAUGAAGGGUGCAGUAUCUACUGGAAGAGUUCUGCAAAUAGACUGAAGGUACACACUUCAUCAUGAUUUGCUGUUUUCNNNAUUUCACCCUAUCUCCGAGUUGCAUUUUUUGUUCUUUACAUCAGGGACAUACGAGAUAGCAUCAUCAUAUUGGUUGGAAUGCUUGGCACAUACCUCAAUGUCCUGGCUUUGUGGCUGUUAUUUCUUCUGUUUUCGAGCUGGUUGGCAUAUGUCAUCUUUGAAGAUACCGAACAGGGAAGGACUGUAUUUACAUCAUACGGUGUAACAUUGUACCAAAUGUUUGUUUUAUUCACCACAUCCAACAAUCCAGAUGUCUGGAUUCCCGCAUACAAGGCCUCACGUUGGUAUUCGCUAUUCUUUGUUCUGUAUGUGCUAUUGGGUGUUUACUUUGUAACCAAUUUGAUCCUUGCCGUCGUCUACGAUAGCUUUAAGAGUGAGCUUGUUAAACAAGUGGCUGCGAAGGAUAAUCAAAGAACGAGGGUACUGAAAAAAGCGUUUAACCUGCUCGACAAUGAUCUUGGUUACCUUAACAAAGAUCAGUGCAUUCUCCUGUUCGAAGAACUGAAUAAAUACAGGUCAUUGCCACAGAUAUCACGGGAUGACUUUGAGUUGAUAUUCUAUGAGUUGGAUGAUAGUCAUGAUGUCAAGAUUAAUUUGGAUGAGUUUUAUGACCUGUCCCAUGCCAUCGGACUCAGAUUUCAGAAAGAGAAUUCAGAACCUAUUUUUGAAAGUUGUCCAGCAUUCUACAACUCACCUGCAUCUGUGAUGCUGAAAGACUUCAUUCGAUGCCCCAAAUUUGGUUACAUUAUAGCCUUCAUUCUCAUCAUGAAUUUUGCUGCAGUCGUUAUUGAGACAACGCUUGAUAUACAAGAGAACUCUGGUCAAGAGGCUUGGCAAAAAGUUGAGUUUGUUUUUGGAUGGAUCUAUGUCCUGGAAAUGGCAUUAAAAGUGUAUGCUUAUGGAUUUGUGAAUUACUGGAGGGACGGCCAAAACCGCUUUGACUUUGUAAUCACCUGGGUAAUUGUUAUUGGAGAAACAGCUACUUUCCUGUCUCCCAGUGGACAAACUUUCCUCUCCAAUGGCGAAUGGAUUCGGUAUCUUCUAAUAGCAAGAAUGUUGAGAUUGAUUAGGCUCUUGAUGCACGUUAAACAAUAUCGUGCUUUUGUUGCAACAUUUUUGACCCUGUUACCAAGUCUAAUGCCGUAUCUCGGAACCAUAUUUUGCAUCAUGUGCAUUUAUUGCUCUCUCGGUGUACAGAUCUUUGGUGGUUUAGUUUAUGAUGGGAAUCCAAAUCUAACUGGAACUGAUCUUGAAGAUAGUGACUACUUGCUCUUCAACUUCAAUGACUACCCCAACGGGAUGGUUACACUUUUCAAUUUGCUAGUGAUGGGAAAUUGGCAAGCAUGGAUGCAGAGCUACAAGGAGUUGACAGGAACUGCUUGGAGUUAUGCCUACUUCAUAAGCUUCUAUCUAAUCACAAUCGUACUCCUCUUGAAUUUGGUGGUGGCGUUUGUGUUGGAGGCUUUCUUUGCUGAAAUGGAUCUCGAAACCGACAGUGGGGAGGAGGAAGAAAAAGGAACUGGGCGAAGGCGUAACAUCGGUACUAAGUCGAGGAGCCAGAGGGUUGAUAUGCUUCUUCACCAUAUGUUGAGCGCCGAGCUAAAGUGUUCCACUCCUUAAACUUUUGU
Molecule: messenger RNA, 2488 nt
Organism: Erythranthe guttata (spotted monkey flower)
Lineage: Eukaryota; Viridiplantae; Streptophyta; Magnoliopsida; Lamiales; Phrymaceae
Source: RefSeq, a predicted model, not a curated record